This is a messenger RNA of Perognathus longimembris pacificus (Pacific pocket mouse), 651 nucleotides long. RefSeq names its product thymosin beta 4 X-linked (gene Tmsb4x). The coding region runs from base 110 to 244 and encodes 44 amino acids. The record is from RefSeq and is a predicted model, not a curated record. Gene Ontology annotation, molecular function: actin monomer binding. The transcript has 3 exons. Lineage: Eukaryota; Metazoa; Chordata; Mammalia; Rodentia; Heteromyidae. Gene Ontology annotation, cellular component: cytoplasm. Gene Ontology annotation, biological process: regulation of cell migration; actin filament organization.
GAGCGCCCAUAAAGUGGCGCUCGCCGCACCCCGCCCGACAUUCGCCGGCGGCCACUGCGCAGAGCGGUCUCUCCUCAUCCACGCACUUCGCUUCGCUCCUUCUGCAACCAUGUCUGACAAACCCGAUAUGGCUGAGAUCGAGAAAUUCGAUAAGUCGAAAUUGAAGAAGACAGAAACGCAAGAGAAAAAUCCUCUGCCUUCAAAAGAAACGAUUGAACAGGAGAAGCAAGCAGGCGAAUCCUAAUGAGGUGUGCACCGCCAAUAUGCACUGUACAUUCCACAAGCAUUGCCUUCUUAUUUUACUUCUUUUAGCUGUUUAACUUUGUAAGAUGCAAAGAGGUUGGAUCAAGUUUAAAUGACUGUGCUGCCCCUUUCAUAUCAAAGAAUUGAGAACUACUGACAACCACGGAGGCCGAGCCUGCCUCUCCCAUCUGUCUGUCUGGCUGGCGGGGAAGGAAAAGAACUUGAAUGUUGAUGAAGGAAGAAAGCUGGGUGGGAGGAAAGAGAAAUCUAGAGUAAUAUCCAAGCUGGUCCAAGAUAUCCUGCAGGCUGUAAAAUGCAGUUUAAUCAGAGUGCCAUUUUUUUGUUCAAAUGAUUUUAAUUAUUGGAAUGCACAAUUUUUUUAAUAUGCAAAUAAAGUUUUAAAACCUG